AUGAAUGGAUAUCUCAUCCCUUCUUGGUACAAACAAGAAGCAACACCUCAGUCAUCUUUGACUCUGGUCACGUUCCUGUUUGGUUUCAGUUCGGCAUGCGCCGUUUUCACGGCCACCACAAUCGUUGCCCAAGCAUACCGGAUCUUGUAUCGCUCAAAGCGACUCUUUACGCACCCCUAUGUCGUGAUGAUAACGGCGGUGUGGCUGUCCAGCGUCAUCUAUUCUCUCAUUUCGUACCUCUUCGUUCAGGACAAGAUCCCCCCAAGUUUCUGGCUUUUCUUCGCCAUCCGUGAGUUCAUUAGACACAUCAAACGAUAUGGUACUCAAUGCCUCAUGCAUAUCAUUAUCAACCGCAUAGCGCUCAUAAUAUACGAUGGGCGUAGAGUGGUCCGCCUGAAAUGGGCUGUCGCCUUGAUUCUCGGACUGGUUAAUAUUAGCGUAUUCAUCGUGUGGAUGCCUGCACGCCUGCAGAUCAGCCCAGCUUGGAUCCAUUUCAACGAGAUAUGGGAUCGGGUUGAGAAAGGCAUAUUUGCGCUGAUAGACCUCGGCCUCAACCUAUAUUUUAUUUACCUGGUUCGAUCAGAGCUUGUCGCUCACGGGUUGACCAAGUACACAGCGCUGUACAAAUUCAACUUGGUGAUGAUUGUCUUUUCGCUAUCAUUAGAUGUUAUACUUAUUGGUAUCAUGUCUCUUCCCGACAGUUUUGUUAUAUACAGUUACAUCCAAUUCCAUCCAAUUAUUUACACUUUGAAAUUGGCGAUUGAGAUGAAUAUGGCCGAACUGAUCAUCAAAAUUGUCAAGAGCACAUCUGCGCUUCACGAAAAUCAUUACGCACCAUCGCUCUCAGCACCACCUCGCCCAACCCCCGAAAGCCCUUCCGAAGUUACCGCAGUGGCAAAUAGCAGCGAUCAAUCUGCAGACCAGAGUCCCAUUUCAGAGCCGGCAUCUGGUGAGAUCUUCCGUGUAAGACCAAUGCCGUCAUCGUUCGACGCCGGUGACGUGGUAAACCAAAAGGCAAGCGUAGCCGGUGGAUCAGUACUUGGACAGCUGCUGGAGCCGAGUCGGGGUAAUAGACCGAGGCUGAUGAGGAAUGCCAGCGAGAUGACCACCUUGGAAAUGACAGUCGGAUACUUGAAUAGGGCGAGCGUCAUAUCUGCAGAGAAAUCAGCAUGCUAG
Diaporthe batatas is the source of this 1176-nucleotide messenger RNA. RefSeq lists its product as uncharacterized. The record is from RefSeq and is a predicted model, not a curated record. The transcript is spliced from 6 exons. Lineage: Eukaryota; Fungi; Ascomycota; Sordariomycetes; Diaporthales; Diaporthaceae. The coding region runs from base 1 to 1176 and encodes 391 amino acids.